This is a messenger RNA of Macrosiphum euphorbiae (potato aphid), 1263 nucleotides long. The record is from the annotation of a GenBank genome assembly. NCBI's taxonomy places the organism in Eukaryota, Metazoa, Arthropoda, Insecta, Hemiptera, Aphididae.
AUGUGGUCAGUCAUCAAUUUUGAAACGGAUAAUACUGUGGAGGUAGUCCCUUCGCAUUGGUUUAAAAAAAAUGGACAGUGUGCCUGGCCAAAAACCACAAACAAAAAAUACAUACACAGAGCUGUUUUUAAGAAAAUAAUACCCAAUAAAACAGAUUUCAAUUAUUUUGAUGCACGGUGUAUGGCUAGAAAUAUCGAUAAUUUUGCAAAUGCCCAGAGAAAAUGUGAGUUCGCAAAAACCAGAUCAGAUAUCUCUUCUGGUGCUGAUGAAAAUCAAUAUAAAAUAUCCAAAAGGUUAAAGAAUAAAAAACGAACUUUAAUCAAUUCAAGCUCUGAAUCAGAUAGAGAACAAUCUUCAGAUGAUGAUGACAAUGAUAUGCCUAGUUUAAUUUCAGAUACAGAACAUAAUAUUCUUCUUGAUAAAUCAAAUCAUGACAACAUGAAACGUAAUGGUUGGUCUCCAUUAAAAACAAAAGUGACUGACGCCGGAGUAAAUUUGUUAGAAAAAAAUCCUAAUACAUAUUGCAAUCUUGAAAAAGAAAUAUCGAUUCAAAAAUCUUCAACUCCUUUAAUAAUUGCAGGUGGUCAUUCAAAAUCAUUUGUUUCUGGGGGAGCAAAACGGAGUUUACUUUUUGACCAAACUGACCUUUUGAAACUUGACAGUUCUGAAAUUCCUGCAUCUAAGACAAAUUAUGAUGAUUCUUUGAUAUCUGCAGGUUCAUCUGAUAAUGGUUUUCAAAAGUCUGUCCUCCACCAGCUGCUUACCAUGAAAUUCGAAAUACGUACAAUUGAUGAAAAACUAAAUAAUCUUACCCAACUUGUAGAAGAAAAUAAUAACAACUUGAAAUCCAAGAUUAAUGAAACUGAUAUUUCUGAUAAUUAUCAGUUUGAUGACAUAGACUUGCCGAUAAACUCAUUAGAUAUGUUGGACAAUCUUGAAAUAAAAUUAAUGAAUGAUAAAACUUAUCGUGCUCAUUUGGUAAAACGACUUUCGGCAAUCGGUGGAAAAACCAUUAAGAUUAUGGUCAAACGAAUUAUGUCUAUAUUGUUUAUGCAAGAACUUCUUUGUGAAUUUUCAUACAACGGGCGUGGCAAUAAAAAACAUAGUUUUUCUAAAUUAAUGAUCAAUAAAUUAAUUUUUCAGUCUGUUCAACAAAUCAAGAAGUUUUCUAUGAUAGAAACUUGUACUAAUGACAUAGAAGAAGUUAUUAAGUAUGUGCUGAUUCAAUCCCCAUUUAAAUUAAAAAAAAACAGGAUUCUGUAG